AGUGCGUAUGAACUGGUAGGAUGGUCAAACUAUGUCGAGGGAGGAUUCAGCAGGUAGUCUUUAUUAGAUCAGAGUCGCUGAACAACUGAAGAAGUUUUUUUUUUUUUUUCGCAGCACUACUGAAGACAAUGUUUCACAUUCUUGUUUUAUUCUGUUUGCGCUCUCUAAUUGGUGUGUUUAGUGAGUUAGUGUCCGUGACGGAGGGAGAUUCUGUUACUUUACACACUGAACUUACUGAAAUACAUGGAGAUGAAAUAAUGUGGAAUUUUGGAGCUGAAAAAACUAUGAUAGCUGAAUACAACAGAGUUUUUAGAAUCUACUUCACAUAUGAUGGUCCUGAUGGGAGAUUCAGAGACAGACUGAAGCUGGACAAACAAACUGGAUCUCUGACCAUCACAAACAUCACAACUGAACACGCUGGAGUUUAUGAACUACAGAUAAGUGGACUGGAACUGUUAUCAAAAAAAUUCAGUCAUACAAUUUCUGUCUAUGCUCGUCUGCCCAGUCCUAACAUUACCAGAGAUACUUCACAAACUCUUUCACCAUCAUCAUCAUCAUCACAGCAGAACUGUUCAUUGUUGUGUUCAGUGGUGAAUGUGGGUCAUGUGACUCUCUCCUGGUACAAAGGAAACAGUUUAUUGUCCAGCAUCAGUGUGUCUGAUCUCAGCAUCAGUCUCUCUCUACCUCUGGAGGUGGAAUAUCAGGAUAAAAACACCUACAGCUGUGUGCUCAACAAUCCCAUCAGCAACCAGACGAGACAUCUGGACAUCAGUCAACUUUGUUGGCCGUGUUUAGAUCAGCUACCUUCAUUUAACAUAGUGUUGGUUUCUGCUGCUGGAGCUCUGUUGAUUGUAGCUGCAGUCGUGAUGUGCUGCAUCUGCAAGAAAUGUAGAAAUAUUGACAGAAAAGUUCAGACGGGUGAAGAAAUGAUCACUUAUGCUGAUCCAUCAUUCAAAAAAAGAAAAGCACAAUUGAAAUUCGAAGAGGAGACUCAUGUAGAGUAUGCGUCUGUCACCAUGAGAAGAUGAUCAAACUUUUUCUAAUUACUGGAUCCUGCUGUAUGAUCACUAAAAGUUCUGUAUUAAGUCUAUUGUUGAGUUUUGGUGAGAAUCACCACAUGCAACCCACAAGACUUUCAUUCAUCUUCAGAAAAAAAUAAAUAAAAAUGAGGUAAUUUUUAAUGUUCUAUUACCUUUUUUGUCCAUCCAUUAAAAGUCUAUUUUGUAGCUUCAAAAAGUAAAUAAAGACUUGCUUGAUGUACAGAAAUGAUCAUCAAUUCUUCCUGCACAUCAAGCAUGCAGGUUUAUAUUUGAUGAGCUCUAUGAAUGUACGUUAAUAAAUGUUUAUAUGUGAAUAAAAGCCCAAUGUCUUUAUAAACUUUUUGAAGCUUGAAGAGAUUGGUUGUGUGGACUUGAAAUAAUGGACGGAAAAUGAUGAGAGAAUAUUAAACACACCUUCAUGAGUGUUCUGGAGAUGAACAAUUUUUAUGGGUUUGGAAUGACGUUGGGGUGAGUAUGUGAUGACAGAAAUUCAUUUUUGGGUGAACUAUCCCCUUAAAGUCUCAAAGCUAUGUGUGUAAUUCUCCAAGUGCAAAACAUAGAUGCAAAAUACUGAUCAAAAGUAGUCAGCGUGAACCCUGCUUUAUUCUGUACAGACAUAUUAUCUGUUGAGUGGAGUUUGUGCGUGAGAACGUGUCUACUGCUGGACGUUUGUGGUUGAUGUUUGUUCAUGAGGUGUCUAUAGCAUGUCUAUGAAUAGCGUGUGGUUGUAGGUGUUUUUUUGUUUUUUUCCAUUCCUACCCAGGAUACUCACAGUUUGACUUCUACUUUACAAAAACAACUUACUGUAAAACACCAUUGUUUGUAUUUAUUUCAUAAAACAGUUCAAUAAACAGUUACUAGUUAACAAAGUUAAUGUCUACAGUUGAUAAAUAAGUGAAUAUUUACUGAAAGUAAACCUACUGGCAAUGUUUUAUACACUGUAAAAAAUUGCUGUAAAAUUUACAGUAACUUACUGGCAAUUUUGGUUGCCAGUAAGACUGUAAAUUUACAAGAGUACUGUAAAUCAAUAAUUACAAUUGUACUGUAAAAAUACAGCAAACUCUUGCAUGCUGUAAAAUUGUUACGAUGGUGUGUAAACAUUUGGUAAACUUAUUUCAUUUGAUUCUACUAAGAAGGAACAUUUCUUAAUAUAAAACUGCAAACACUUAAUUUAUAAUAGUAAAGUUACUAAAAACAUGACUUUAACUCAAAUUGUUGCAGUUUAUCAUCAGCUAUAGCACACAUGCAUGUGGUAAAGCACUUAACAAAGAGAUCAUCACUGUAUCAGCAACUCUACAGUUACUGUCUUUAAAUA
This is a messenger RNA of Onychostoma macrolepis, 2355 nucleotides long. Its product is annotated as SLAM family member 9-like. Lineage: Eukaryota; Metazoa; Chordata; Actinopteri; Cypriniformes; Cyprinidae. Bases 129 to 1028 code for a protein of 299 amino acids. The record is from RefSeq and is a predicted model, not a curated record. The transcript has 6 exons.